AUAUGACGAAGUUGGUUCAGUAAAGUGGAAUCCAAAAUUAUUUGAAAAUGGAUAGGAAAGCUUUAUCAUUGUUGCUUAUAAGCAGUCUCUACUGUAUAUCUUCACUGGUGCAUGCCACCGAUCUACCUGCUGGGAUAACAAAGUGUUCCAUAACGGAUGAAAAGUGCCUGAAGAAUUCCAUGAAUUAUGUGCUGAAAAAUCACGCAAAGACUGGCAUCAAACAACUUGGCCUGGUUCCACUUGAUCCCCUGCAUGUCAAGAAGUUCAGUCUGGGAAAGAAUCCAAAAAGUCCCGUUAGCAUUGAUCUGACCUUUUCCAAUGCGGAUUUACUCGGUCUCGGUGAAGCCCAAGUCAAGAAAGUAUCACCCUUUACAAGGGAUCUUAGUCAGGAUAUCGAAUUCGAUAUGGUUUCUCCUAAAAUUGCUCUCAAGGGUCCGUAUAGCAUUGAAGGCAAGGUCUUGAUCCUGCCCAUUCACGGCAGUGGAAAAGCUGAAAUAAUUUUGGAACAAUGCAAAGUGCACGCUAAUGUCAAAUUGAAGGGCGUCUCCAAGGGUCAACAUCAGACCUACGCAGAGGUGGUUGAUGUUAAGUUAAACUUGGAUCCAUCACAUGUGUCCUACAGAUUUACCGGUUUGUUCAAUGGUCAGAAAGCUCCAAGCGACACCUUCCACGCCCUGGUCAACGAAAACUGGCGAGAGAUCUUUACUGAACUCAAGGAGGAUAUUUGCACUGCCACCGGAUUGAUUUUCAAGUCAAUUUUAAACAAUACUCUUAGGAAGAGGCCAAUCGAACAGCUCUUCACAGACAUUUAGGGAAACAAUUAAACAGUGUGCAGUUGUUUCUUAGAUUCUAGUAAGUUUAUUCUAAUAAAACAAUUAAAAUUGAACACAAUAU
Messenger RNA from Drosophila innubila, 894 nucleotides. Its product is annotated as protein takeout. The coding region runs from base 48 to 812 and encodes 254 amino acids. The transcript has 4 exons. The record is from RefSeq and is a predicted model, not a curated record. Lineage: Eukaryota; Metazoa; Arthropoda; Insecta; Diptera; Drosophilidae.